Messenger RNA from Phoenix dactylifera (date palm), 1008 nucleotides. NCBI's taxonomy places the organism in Eukaryota, Viridiplantae, Streptophyta, Magnoliopsida, Arecales, Arecaceae. The record is from RefSeq and is a predicted model, not a curated record.
AUGGGGAUUGUUUCCAAUUAUUUAGAAAGGAAAAAAAGGUUUGAUGGCUGGAUUGCUUUCUUGACUCGAUCUACAGGGGAUUUUAUGCAUGGAGUAGGGGAGGAGGUGUACUACUUCACUCCCAGGCAUAGGGCGAGCGCCAACGGGAGUGUGUGUAGGGCGAACCGCAAUACUGGGGAGGGCUUCUGGCAUGGCAAUGCUCGGGGCCAGCUCAUCUUCAAGGAUGGCUUCUCCGAGGUGAUCAGGCAUAAGUCGUCCCUUGUCUUCAAGUUCAGAGACAGCCAGCGGAAGAGACUGCACCCUAACUGGAUCAUGCACGAGUACCUCCUCCACUCUCCUGAUGGCAAGAAUUUUCUAGCACUAAUUGGUAGGAUCUUUCUUUCAGAAGAUGGCUCUAUGCAGAAUUUAUCCCAAGGGGAACAGCAAAGAAGCUGCAGCAGUGAUGGUGUUGUGAAUGAGACUACUGCUUGGACGGAGCAAAAGAUUGCAUCUCAGUUGGUGCCACUGCCAGGAGUACUUGUCGAUGACCGCUCCACUAGCACCACUAUCCCCGCUUUCACUUCUCGCGAUGCUGGCUUCAUCGAUUCUAACAUCUUGAACUGGGUCGACAACGUGAUCUUAGCACCACCAUCUUCUCCUACAUCAGUUUCUUCUGGCAACCAACCUAUGGAGGUGCCACCACCAGGAGUACUGGACCCUAAUAGUAGUACCCCUUCCACUUCUGGUGAUGCUGGCUUCAACGACUCUGACAUCUUGAGCUGGGUGGACAACGUGAUCUUAGCAACACCAUCUUUUCCUACACCAGUUCCUUCUGGUAGCCAACCUAUGGAGGUGCCACCGCCAGGAGUACCUGUGGAUGAUCGCUCCACCGGCACCACUGUCCCCCCUUCCACUUCUGGCAAUGCUAGCUUACAACGUGUUCUUAACACUACCAUCUUCUCCUACAUCAAUUUCUUUUGGCAACCAACCUAUGGAGGUGCCUAUGUCAUCGAAUGGUGGAAACCUUAG